Ipomoea nil (Japanese morning glory) is the source of this 1287-nucleotide messenger RNA. RefSeq lists its product as uncharacterized. Bases 1 to 1287 code for a protein of 428 amino acids. The transcript is spliced from 3 exons. Lineage: Eukaryota; Viridiplantae; Streptophyta; Magnoliopsida; Solanales; Convolvulaceae. The record is from RefSeq and is a predicted model, not a curated record.
AUGGGGGAUGUGGUGGGAGUCAUUAAUGAUGUCAUGACACAGAGUAAGAAGUGGAACCAAGAGGUGUUUGGUAACAUCUUUAAAAGAAAAAAUCUCCUUCAGAGCCGUAUCCAAGGGAUCCAAUCGUCACCUUGGUACAACAAUGCUCGCGGACUCCAAAACCUAGAACAGAAGCUCAUGAAGGAGCUCAGUUCGACCCUAGCUCAAGAGGAACUGCUUUGGUUUCAAAAAUCAAGAAGAGCCUGGAUUGAAGACGGGGACAAGAAUACUAAUUACUACCACAAAUCAACCGUGAUUAGAAGAAGUAGAGGAAGGGUGCGGGCGCUCAAAAUUAAUGGUGAGUGGACGUCUGAUCCAAUUAUUCUUAAAGAUCAUAUCACCGAGUUCUUCUCUAGUUUAUUUCGCAGAAAUAAUCAGAUGGGUCAAACCACCUCGGAGAGUCACCACGGCUAUAGCUUGAACACAAAUGAAGCGGCAAACCUAAUCCGUCUGGCGGAUGUAGAGGAAGUUAGGAAAGCUGUGUUUGGCAUGAAAAGGAUGGGGAGCCCGGCCCUGAUGGAAUCCAGGCAGUCUUCUACCAAGAUUUUUGGGACGUGGUCGGACGCUCCUGAAUCUGCGGCGGAUUUUAGACCGAUUACCUUGCUUAAUGUGAUCUUUAAGAUCAUUUCCAAAGUGGUUGUUAACAGGUUGAGACCUCUGAUGGACAAACUGGUGGGACCCCACCAAAAUAGCUUCCUGCCGGGUAGAUCAACUUUGGACAAUAUUGUGCUGACUCAGGAAAUUAUGCAUGGCAUGAGAAAGAAGAAAGGAAAAAAAGGGUCCCUUGUGAUGAAAAUAGACCUACACAAGGCCUAUGACAGUAUAGACUGGUCUUUCCUCAAACACACUCUGCAGGACUUUGGUUUUCCCACGCAGCUGAUCAGUCUCAUCCUUUUUUCCUUGAAAGAAAGUUCUAUUGGGAUUCUUUGGAAUGGAGGAAAACUACCCGCCUUUACCCCUGAGAGAGGCUUGAGACAAGGGGAUCCUCUAGCCCCCUAUCUCUUUAUCUUGGCUAUGGAGAAACUGUCCAUGAAAAUCCAACUGGAAAUUAAUGAAAGAAGAUGGAAACCGAUCGUCAUGAAUAGAGGAGGUACCGCAGUAUCACAUCUCUUCUUCGCGGACGACCUGAUGCUUUUUGGGGAUGCUACUGAAUCGCAAAUCAAGGUUAAAGCGUCUGGUGGGUUCCACGGCAAAUAUCCCCAUCACCGAGAAUCUGGGGAAAUACUUGGGGAUCCCCAUCCUACAUAA